AUGCCAGCAGCCAGUACCAACAACGGAAUCAUCGAUGGCUUUCAGCCUGAAAAGACAGCCUCUGGACCCACGACUUACCUGGUCACCGGAGCCAACAGAGGUGAGUGAGCUCACUAUGCUCUCCUUCGUAUGGAACGGUGUAGAACUGUGCUGAUGGUCUUCUGGGAAAGGUCUUGGUAGAGGAAUGGUGGCAGAGCUUCUUCUUCGACCGAACUCCCUAGUUGUGGCUUGCGUCCGCGACCCAAAUAAUGAAUCCAGCACAUCGCUUUCGGAGCUACCCACAUCCGAGAGCACCAGUUUGAUCGUGCUGAAGCUCGAUUGCGAAGUAUCAGAAGAUCCAGCAGCCGUAGUCGACGCCUUGACCAGCGAGCAUCGAGUCACAAGCAUUGAUGUCGUUAUUGCCAACGCUGCAAUCGCCUCGGACUAUGGUCCAACGUCAACGAUCACUGUCGAAGCGCUGGAGAAACACAUGAAGGUUAACACCUACUCCGUACUUCGCCUGUUCCAUGCCACGAAAGACUUGCUCCAGAAGGCCGCAACAGGCAAUCCACGUUUUGUCCUAAUCGGUGCUCCGAUCAGCACAAUUACGAAGAUGGAGGAGUGCGCCAGAGCUCCGCUGGGAGCGUACGGUAUGAGCAAGCUCGCGGCUUGCUACCUUGUGCGCAAGUUUCACUUCGAGAACAAGUGGCUCAUCUCCUUCGUCGUUGAUCCCGGGUGAGCUGUUCCUCGACACUUUCGCACAAGUACGCACGACCUGACUGAUGAUCGGGUAUUUAGACAUGUGCAAACCGAUAUGGGAGACCAGGGAGCUCGUCUGAUGGGCCGCAAGAGUGCUCCCACGACCGUCAGUGACAGCGUCAGGGGGGUCUUCGCUCGAGUAAGCCUUUCUUAUGAUAGACGUGCGAUGAGGUUGCUCUACUAACUGCACUCCUAGAUCGAUGAGGCAACGAAGGAAAAGUCGUCGGGACACUUUCUACUGCACGAAGAUGGAUCAGAUGUUGCUUGGUGA
Molecule: messenger RNA, 1009 nt
Organism: Lecanosticta acicola
Lineage: Eukaryota; Fungi; Ascomycota; Dothideomycetes; Mycosphaerellales; Mycosphaerellaceae
Source: the annotation of a GenBank genome assembly